AUGUUGGCCCUCAUUGCUGCAGGCUCCAUCUUCUUCCCCGGACUCUUUCUGCUGUCCAAACAGAACCUGAAGCACCUGAAGGGAUGGAGCGAAGGAGACGCUGCCAUUGUGUCCACACGUCUGGUGUCAUCCAUCCAGGCCAUCAUGGCCUCAUCAGCAGGAUGUAUCAUCGCCUCGUCAUGCAGGGAUGUCGUAGAGGACAGUCAUUGGCUGACCAACACCUACAUCCUGUUUGCCACGCCAUACUUUGCCUACGACAUCUAUGCCAUGUUCCUGUGCUACUGGCACAAGCUGCAGGUCAAAGGUCACGAGGAGGAGGGUGUCAGGUCAAAGAGAGCUGCUGUGGCCGGUUACCUGCGCAGAGAGAUGCUCAUGGUGCUGCAUCACAUCUUCUUGGUGGCCUUCUGCUUUCCCGCCUCACUGCUGUGGAGGCAAGGGAAAGGUGACUUCUUCCAGGGCGUUUUGUUUUUGGCUGAGCUCAGCACGCCGUGUGUCUGUCUGGGGAAAGUCCUGAUCCAGUACAAGCAGCAGCACACUCUGCUGCACAAAGUCAACGGAGUCCUCAUGUUGCUCACCUUCUUCAGCUGUCGGGUGUUGCUCUUUCCUUACCUGUACUACGCCUACAGCAGGUAUGCAUCCAUCCCAGUGUACAUGGUGCCCUUGGUGGCCCCGUGGCAGUGCAACUUGGGGGCUGCUCUGCUGUGGCCCCUCCAGCUCUACUGGUUCACACUGAUCUGCAGAGGAGCCAUCCGCCUGUCCACCACAGGAUGUUCAAAACCAUCAUCCAAAGCUGACCAUGACGGCUGCCUCACCAAGUGUAACGGCUGCAAGUUGCAUCAGGAGGACUGACACUGGAGGUGAAGAAUAGAAGUGACUUCAA
Epinephelus fuscoguttatus (brown-marbled grouper) is the source of this 880-nucleotide messenger RNA. RefSeq names its product ceramide synthase-like. Gene Ontology annotation, cellular component: membrane; endoplasmic reticulum. The coding region runs from base 1 to 849 and encodes 282 amino acids. Lineage: Eukaryota; Metazoa; Chordata; Actinopteri; Perciformes; Serranidae. The transcript is spliced from 6 exons. Gene Ontology annotation, biological process: ceramide biosynthetic process; lipid homeostasis. Gene Ontology annotation, molecular function: sphingosine N-acyltransferase activity. The record is from RefSeq and is a predicted model, not a curated record.